AAUGAUGGAGGGGCAGUAACAAGAGUAUAAAUGCAUUUUGCUAUAGUAUGUUGUAAUAUUAAAUAAACACUUAAUUGUUUAUUAUGGUUUGUAAACACUGAGACUGGGGUAAGGACUCUGUGUGAGAGCAGAGUAACAGAGUGGCCUCUGAUGUCAGUGAUGACUGUAAGUCUCUGCAUGGCGUCUCAGGGCUGUGCGGACUGUAAGAACAUUAUCUUCUCUAAUCUUCUUUCCCUUCUGUUAUACACAGGUGGAGAAGUCAGAUGGAGCUGCAGAGAUAGAGAGAGAGAGAGAGAGAGAGAGAGAGAGAGAGAGAGAGGAAGAAUGAAACAUACCUUUUAUUUCAGGUGCUUUUAAAAUCGCGCCUCCGGAGCUCCUAUGAGCAUAAAGUGUCAUUGUUGUUGGUAGUGACGUAUGUGACUGUGUCAUAUCAGUGAGGACUGAACAAAACUAUCCUACCACUUUAACACAAGACAUGGAGGACCAAGACAUCCGCCAGCAGAAGCUUGACAAUCAGCGAACGCUUUUGAUCAAGAAGCAGCAGAAAAGACGAGCCAAUGCUCAGAUGAUGACGGCUAAUCAUGAAGCUCGGCCAAAGAGCCGCAAACAGAAAUCUGGGGCUGAAGACACAGCACUGCUGAUCAGCCAGUCUCAGAGCAACACCUCGCUAAACGAUCCGCUGCUGGAGCAGGCUCAUGAUAACGUGCUGGAAGAGAUUAAUCUGGGUGAAAUGAACAUCUCACCUCAGACAGCAGUGAUAUCAGAGGAAACCCCUUCACCUGUUCCACUCAUCAUUAAGACAAUUGACUUGCAUAUGGACAAUCAGCUCAGCCCUAAACACCCAGCAGACACACAGAGCCAAGCAGAGGGGAAAAAGCCCAAGAAAACAGGAGUGAAAAAAGCUCAGAUGAAACCACUCAAACCUGAUGAAGUGGGAGAAGGAGAUGAAAAGAAAGAGAAGAAAACAGUGAAGAAAAAAGAAAAGAAGAAUGACUCUAAGGAGAAACUAAAGAAAAUGGAGGGAGAUCCAACAAUUCAGAUUGAGUCAGUGGUGGAGUUCAACAUCACAGAGGAAAAGAAAGCUGAUGUAGAAAGUGAUGAGGAUGACAGAAAGGACUGGCCGACGAGCCCAGUGCCUCCAACACCAAAGAAAAAGCAAUAUUUCUCUGCCUCAAGGUGCCAUCUGAGUGACAGUGUGGAUGAGAACGAGGCUGAGGAGGAUGACAGGCAGAUUGUACAAACACAGAAAAAGCCCAAGAAAAGCACAAAGAAUGACUACAACCUUGCUUCACUGAACUCUAACUACAGGCCGUCCUCCUCAGAGAGUGACUGUUCAGACAUGGGAAAGGCUUCGCCAGUCUCUCUGGAGGAUUUGGAACAGUUUGCUCUUCGGCCUGCUCCGAGGGACAUAACUAUCCAGUGUCGGAUCACCAGAGACAGAAGAGGAAUAGAGAAAGGAAUCUACCCCACAUACUACCUCCACAUGGAGAAGGAGGAUGGGAAGAGGGUAUUUCUCAUGGCUGGCAGAAAAAGGAAGAAAAGCACAACGUCUAAUUAUCUGAUCUCCAUUGAUCCUACUGAUUUAUCCAGAGACACAACCAGCUACAUAGGCAAACUUAGGUCAAAUGUUUUAGGGACUAAAUUCACUGUGUACAAUAACGGAGAGAAUCCAGAGAGGAAAUCAUUUAUAAAGGAAUCUGAAUCACUUAGACAAGAGCUUGCAGCAAUAUGUUAUGAGAAAAAUAUACUGGGCUUUAAAGGCCCCAGAAAAAUGACAGUGAUCAUUCCUGGAAUGCACGAGAAUGAUGAACGAGUCAGUAUUCGUCCAAAAAGUGAGCUUGAAUCUCUGCUUACCCGUUAUGAAAAUGGAAACACUGAGAAUCUGGUGUGUCUGGUGAAUAAGUCUCCCAGCUGGAAUGAGCAGACUCAGUCUUAUGUGCUCAACUUCCAUGGCCGAGUUACGCAGGCGUCUGUGAAGAAUUUCCAGAUUGUUCAUCCAGAUAACGAGGAUUACAUUGUAAUGCAGUUCGGGAGAGUGGCGGAGGAUGUGUUCUCCAUGGACUUCAGCUUCCCCAUGUGUGCACUGCAAGCAUUUGCCAUCACUCUGUCCUCCUUUGAUGGGAAACUGGCUUGUGAAUGAACUUUUUAUAUACUAUAUUUAAUGAAUAUGUAUAUAUUACUUUUGGUGACGUAUGGCCUGUGGGGAACUUAAGGUGGAAGACCUCAAUAGUAGGAAUUUUCAGGCCUCACAGCAAUGAAGAAAAUAAGAUGUAACAUCUUCACCUGCUGUCAUCUGUAAUUAUCAAUACAGCGAAUAAUGUGUUCUGAGCAAGAAGUAGAGCAAGCUACAAGCAUGUUUGUACUUUCAUUUAUCUUUCUUACUUGAAUGUUUUUUUUUAAGUCAACUCAUUUCCUAAAGUGGCCACUUUCAAAAUCUCUGUAAAAGUAUAAAAAUCAUCAAUUAAAUAGUGCACUGCUUCUGCGUGUGUGUACUUUUAACUAUUUCAUUUUUAUUGGUUUAAAAUGAAUGAAAUAAAAUCUUCAUAUUUAGCACUACAUUUAACACUUGUCAUACAAGACGAAAUAAAAGUUGCA
Molecule: messenger RNA, 2595 nt
Organism: Colossoma macropomum (tambaqui)
Lineage: Eukaryota; Metazoa; Chordata; Actinopteri; Characiformes; Serrasalmidae
Product: tubby protein homolog
Exons: 12
Coding region: 476-2140 (554 amino acids)
Biological process (GO): protein localization to cilium
Cellular component (GO): cilium
Source: RefSeq, a predicted model, not a curated record